Molecule: messenger RNA, 2971 nt
Organism: Aegilops tauschii subsp. strangulata
Lineage: Eukaryota; Viridiplantae; Streptophyta; Magnoliopsida; Poales; Poaceae
Source: RefSeq, a predicted model, not a curated record
UUCCAUCAAUAAGUUUCUUCGGAAAUAAGCUUAUGAAGGAAGAGCUGCCUGAUGACGUUUAUCUUCGCUGCUUCUUGACUGUCACACUAGCAACCUUCAUGUGUCCCACACCUAACACAAAGCCAAGCACCAAAUAUUUGGGAGCACUUGUUGAUGUGUCAAAGUAUAAAGAUCUUGAUUGGUGCUCUUUUGUCCAUACAUGGAAUAUCUCUUGUGUCAAGAAAUAUCAAACAGACAAGCUGAAGGAGAAACGGAUAACAACACUUUGGGAGGCUGCAUAUAUCAGCUAGCAGUUCGGUGUCUAGAUUUCAACAAUUUUGGAUCAAUAACAAUCCCUCCAGCACUGCCUAGGAUUUGCUUCUGGAAAGGACAAACCAUUAAACAUUUCAGUGAUAUGCUCCUCGGGAAAGAUGGACUCUAUGGAGCUCUCCAAAUCAAAGAUGAGGCAGAAACUUGCUAUGCACAAACUGAUGGUGCAUGCGCAAGCACCUCCAAGAACUCAAACAUCAGAAAAGCUAUACAUAGGGUCUUAGGCAACUCUUUUUCAGAGAAGAUCAAAGAAGAUAUAUUCCUCAAUUUUCAGGAGCGCGUAAAAGAUCAAAACCUGUCCACAUGUCUGAUAGCAAAACAAGUGUUGCUAGACACUUUGAACAUUGUUUCUUCUUCUUUCAAUGGCUCUCAACAUACAGAGAAGUUAGAGUCCUCCGACAAUUUGUACAUGCCAACUGACGAAGAUACUGGGUCUGGAAGUACUAUUAGAGUUGAUUCCAAUGGGAUUGAGAUAAACAGUGAUGGAAGAGGCAGGAAGAAGAGAAUGAAGACUAGUACACAGCAGUCAGAAACUUCAACAACUAAGGACAAUCUAUUGGAAGUUAAAAUAAAGGGAAGCAGACUUGAAGCAGCUGUGGAAGAAGGGGAAGCUGAAAUGCAAUCACUACCGGGCAAUGGUCACACGAAAGAGCUCGAAAAAGAAGCUGUAAUGGAACAAACCAUGCAGAAUAGCAACAUCGCAACACAGCAACCAGAGAUGAAUAUGCUUGAUGCAGAUACCAAUAUUCCCAAGUGCAAUGCUAGUGAUUGUUCGACUCAAAAAGAAGCACCAGAAAAGAGCACUAGCCUGAACUACAUGUUGUUAUCAGCUAGAUUGGCAAGAGCACUCGAAACGACAGAACAAGAUAUGAGCUCAAAGGAUGAAGCCAGCACGCAUGUACCACCAACUUUCUCAGGUUUCCAACAUAACGCUGUUAACAGUAAUCAAUCUGAGCAUUGCACCGAAAGCAAGACAAUGUAUCAAGCAAACGAAGCAGCAGCAAUUGAGUGUGUGGAAUUAAAUACCACUGCCUCCCCACAAGACAACAAUAACCAAGAUCAUUUUCGUUUCAAUGAAGUCAGAGAGCAGGGGAAACAUGCAGGACUUGAUAUUGAUAUCAACAUACCACUAUCAAAUAGCGGUAUAGAUGACAAGCAGAAACAUGUGGAAGAUUUCCAACACACUCUGCAUCCAUUGGACAUUGCAAGACAAAAGUAUUUCUUUUUCUUUUUGACUUCACCUUUUUGGCUACAAAAUUCACCCACUCAAUUUUUUAUUCAUUUCAGGAAGCUAAGAAAAAAUAUAAAUGGAAUACAAGUAAGGACAUAAUCAAAGGAUUUAGCUCACAGCAUGAGCAAACAACGCUGGGUGAUUCAUCCAUACAUUGUGUGCAGAAAGAGCAUGCGACAACAGAAAUGUGCAAGUACAGAAACUUUCUUCCCGGGUUCGAAGAAAUAGACGGCAUUAUUGACUUGACAUCUCCUGCCGCACACACACCAAAGACACGGGACAAUACAAAAACGUGUUAUUACCCAAUGAGAACACGGAACUAUGAGAAUGAUGUAAGCUCAUCACAAAAGAACAAGAAGAGUUACUUGACAACACCAUUUAUUGGCAAGAGGCUUUUUACAGACGAGGUCAUCGAAGAAGAUGACCAAGAUGGGACCAAAGAUCAACCAAUCCCUGUCAUCGAUGAGUUGCAAUUAUCUCCGGACGUUCAAAUUCUGGGGGAGAGAGUAUUCAAUGGUUCAUGCUCUAACAUGGUAAACACAGCAGACAAUCUGUAAAACAGCAACCUUACAUUAGGCAGUUACUCAAGUGGCAAGGAAAAUCUGCCUCCCAAAAGGCUUGUACGCCCAAGCAAGUAUCAAUGCUCACCUUUCGAUAACGAUCUGAGAGGCCCUCUCACGCCACUUGAGAAGCAGCUACACAGCAACAUUGUGGCACUAAGCAAAAUUGAACCUGAUAGAAGGGCGGUGUUGGUCGAUAAAACCAGUCUAUCCCUUGGACAACUCGGCAAUUCAUUCGACACCAACGGACAUGUGGAAGCUUAUGUUUUCAAUGUUUUCAAUAUCUAUUAAAAACAACAUGAAACAUGAUGGCGAGUCACCCUUUCACAUGGAGGUAAAAGAUUUGAUGAUAAACAAUUUUAUCAAAACAUGGGAAGAGUCGAGACUCGGGAGAAUGGGGUUCAGAAAUUUUGGUAUAGAAUACCCAAACAUGCCUAAGCAAAUUGGAAGAGAUGCUUGCGGGAUUUUUGUGCUCAAGUGGAUGCAAACUUUUGCUUCGCGGAAUCCUCUCCAGCCCCAAUUCAGGAUGAAGGACGUGGCAGAUGCAAGGGUCAGACUUGCUGUUGAUAUCCUCUUCAGCAAUCAUAACACUGAUGAUGAUGCCAAAAGACUUGUCAAGUACUUUCGUCAAUAAACUGGGAGUUGAGGACAGCAUUGAUCUACAAGGGGGGAGGGGCAAAAAGAAUGAAGAACUAAAUAAAUACUCUAGAUUUUUUAGAUGUCUUUCUCUUUUUUUGUACAUGUUUUUUGUGUUCGCUCGAUGAGUAUCUUGGGAAAAUCAACGGAUAUACCAAAGUAAUGCAAAGAAUUUUUUGUUCGGAUGAAAAACAUUUUUACAGUGAAGGGUAAUGGAAAGUAUUUGUUUUGUCUU